Cladophialophora yegresii CBS 114405 is the source of this 1431-nucleotide messenger RNA. RefSeq lists its product as uncharacterized. NCBI's taxonomy places the organism in Eukaryota, Fungi, Ascomycota, Eurotiomycetes, Chaetothyriales, Herpotrichiellaceae. The record is from RefSeq and is a predicted model, not a curated record. Gene Ontology annotation, molecular function: N-acetyltransferase activity. Bases 1 to 1431 code for a protein of 476 amino acids. The transcript has 2 exons.
AUGGAGAACCUGGAAAAACUGCGUCCCGUUGGCAGGCUAGAGCGCUACUCAACCGCCCGCCAUGACCUGAAAUUCUAUCUUGGCCCUGCAGUGACUGCCUCGUACAAGCUCUCGAAGAGCUAUUCGUUACCACUGAAGGACUACAUUUACAAGGCGCUCGGAGAUGUGAUUGCUCGCCAUCCGAUCCUCUCCGCAAUCCCAGUGGACGAGCAUACUCAGACCCCAUACUUUGUCCGCCUGCCUGAAAUCAAUCUCGACAAAUGUGUCACCCUUGAGAGGCGGCAGCAUGAUUACCCAUGGGAAGCCGAGACGCGAGACACUGAACUGGACGAACUCCUCAGCUCUCAACAUAGCAUCCCCUAUGGAGCACCAAGGCCCUUCUGGCGGCUGAGGGUUCUGUAUCAUCCCAGUCACUUUACAGCAGCGUUCUUCUACCACCAUGCUUUGGGUGAUGGACAGUCAGGCAUUGCUUUCCACCGUACCUUUCACGAAGCCUUGUCAUCUGCCUUCUCAGGAUCGCUCGCUAUCCCUGUGCCAAAUAUCAUGGCUACCCCAUCGACACCAUUGCAGCCAGAUCUGGAAGCGCUCCAUCCCUUACCUGUUACGGUGUGGUAUCUCCUCAAAGUCCUCUUCAAAGAGUGGAUCUUGUCAAAGUUCUGGCCAGCUAGAAACCCUGGCCUUUGGACCGGAGGGAAAUGCACUGCGUCUUUGGGGCAAACCCGACUUCGAUCACUCAAUAUUCCAGCUUUGAAGACGACAGCUUUCAAGAAUGUAUGCCGUGAGAACGGAACGACCAUCACCGCAGCACUGCAAACCCUAAUUGCAGGUAUGCUCUUUGCGCACUUGCCUGAAAACUGCACCAGUCUCACAUGCAGCGGCGCACUCUCGACGCGUCGAUUUCUCCAGAAGGAAGCAGGGAUCACGGAUGACGUUAUGGGUGUGUUCAUGCAGGAUAUGUCCGAGAUUUACAAUCGCCGUAGCUUUGAACAUGCUCACGAUUCAAAAAGCGAGCUUUCUGUCCUCUCUUGGCCCGAGGCGCAACGUUCCCGCCGCAACAUCGAACACACAUUGAGCUUGAGAGGCGCCAACGCAGGCACUAACCUGCUUAAAUAUGUGAACAACUUCCACGAAGACCUCUUCUUGUCCAAGAUAGGAAAGCACAGGGAAAACAGCUUCGAGGUAUCCAACCUAGGUCUUGUUAAACCAUACACAAGCGGACAUGGAGGCAGCGGUUUAGAAAUGGGGAGGAUGGUCUUCACUCAGAGCGCCGGUGUCACGGCGGCCGCGAUCCAAGUCUCUGUCGUCACGGGCGCGGAUGGAUGUUUGGUCCUCGGCUUUUCGUGGCAGGAGGGCAUUGUAGAAGAUGGGCUCGUCCAUAAUGUACUGGCGGGUGUCGGGGCCGAGAUAGGGCGGUCAACCUCGAAGGCUUGA